Molecule: messenger RNA, 4080 nt
Organism: Nymphaea colorata (pocket water lily)
Lineage: Eukaryota; Viridiplantae; Streptophyta; Magnoliopsida; Nymphaeales; Nymphaeaceae
Exons: 9
Coding region: 650-3523 (957 amino acids)
Biological process (GO): mRNA splicing, via spliceosome
Cellular component (GO): catalytic step 2 spliceosome
Molecular function (GO): protein binding; RNA binding
Source: RefSeq, a predicted model, not a curated record
GACAAGCACGACCUUACUUGAACAGGAUCUGUUCUAUAGGUUGUACUACUGAAUCCUUAAUCCUAAGGAGACAGAGAUCAAAAUCUGGAGGAGGACACAUGACCUCUCGACCUGAGCGUGAAAGCUGCGUGGGUGCCGUCUCCUCGGGGGCGGUAGUCGAGCGGAGGAUCGUUUCGUGGCCGACUUCGGUCGACUAUGGAUGGUCUUGAGGUUGUCUGACAGACCCCAACCCUUUUUAUCAAUUUUUUUUUCUUAAAAAUUGCCUUUUUCUCCAGAUUUCCUCCUCCCUGCACGCUCCAUUUUCGCCUGUAUCUAGUUCCCCCCAACUCCGCCUCCGUGGCGGAAACCCUCGACUCGCAGGUUCUCGCCACCGCCCAUCAGCUUUUUAUUUCUCUCUUUUAGUCCUCUUUAGUUGUAGAUCUCCUUCGCCUUUUCUUUUCCUGUAAAAUCGGGUACUGGGACUUUGUUAGCAGUGUGGUUCAUUAGGGUUCUGGUCGAGUGCACGGGUGAAACUCCUCUUUGGAUAAGCAGUGCGGCCUAUCUCCGUUUAGGUCGAACACUGGGCAAAAAAUAUCUUUUGGGUGGCGAAGCUAGGGCACGGAGCUCCCGCGGUCGCAGCAGAUUAGGUCUUUCUAUCUCUCCCUCGAAUAUGAGGACAAGUGAUCACAGCGAUGGGGACGACAGCGAACACGAUGCAACUCAUGGAAAGAAGACGAGGGGUGGAGGAGACCGUGAAGCUGCUGACAGUGGAGGAAGGCGGAGGUCGGAGGUGUACAGGGAAAAGCAUGACGACGGCCGAGAAGAGCAUGACGCUAGCGAGAGAAGAAGGCGCCAGCGUGGCGAUUCUAGUGCAGAUGAGGAGAGGGAUGCUUCGAGAUAUAGAAGCCGUAGAGAAAGGGUGGAAAGGGCAGAUGUGAAGCGUGACGAUUUGGAUGAGGUGAGAAGAAGGGAGUAUAUUGAAAAUUCCGGUGAGGGCAAGGACUCAGAUAGAGGGAGGCAGAGGCACAGGGAAAAGGAGAAGAUUUCAGAAGACGGGCGGGUUGGUGGUGCUGAUCGAGAGCAUGAGAGGUCGAGAAGAAGAGAUCGUCACGGUAAUUCAAGUGGGGAUGAGGGCAAAGAGAGGGAAAGAUGGGCGGGUAGAAGGACGGGUGAUGGUAAUAGUCGCAAUAAGGACCCUUAUGGGAGAAGGGACCGCCAUGAAAGCUCCGAGGAAGAAGAUGGUCAAGUGUUGCGAUCAAGAGAUCAUAGAGAAAAAGAGGGAAAAGCAAGUGGAAUGUCGGAUGAACGCGAUAAUGUUCAUGAAGGAAAUCAUAGAAGAAGGCAUCCGCAUGGAAACUCAGACGAAGAGGACAGGGAAAAGUUGCGAAUGAAGAGCCGGAAACGAAGGGAGGAAAUAUCGGAUAGAAGGCGCGAUAAGCGUGAUGAUGAUGAUGAUGAUUAUGGCGGCCGGAAAUUUGAUAGAGAGGGGAAAUAUGGUUAUGACAGGAAUAGAACUAGGAGCGAAGGAAGUCGACAUCGAAAUGAAGAAGAGAAAAGAGAUGGCAAUGUAAGGAAAGGAGAUGAUAGUGGUCUGGUUGAAAGAAGAUAUUCUGAUGAGAAGAAGAAGGUAAACAAUGUACAGCUUCAAAGUAAUGAUAAGCCGGCCAAUCCUACUGGGGCGAAUGUCGGACGAAGUGGCGGUAUCUAUAUACCACCAUUCAAGCUGGCUCAGAUGAUGAAAAAUGUGGAGGAUAAGAGCAGCGAAGAGUAUCAAAGGUUGACAUGGGAGGCACUUCGUAAGAGCAUAAAUGGUCUCGUAAACAAAGUAAAUGCUUCUAACGUAAAGAAUAUCAUUCCGGAACUGUUUAGUGAGAAUCUCAUACGGGGAAGAGGCCUCUUUUGUAGGUCGUGUUUGAAAUCUCAGUUGGCAUCCCCUGGAUUUACGGAUGUGUUUGCUGCUUUGGUUGCGGUUGUCAACACCAAAUUUCCCGAAGUUGGUAAACUGCUGUUAAAAAGAAUCAUUUUGCGUCUGAAGAGGGCAUACAAGCGGAGUGAUAAGCCACUGUUGCUUGCUGCAAUCAAAUUCAUUGCGCAUCUUGUAAAUCAACAAGUUGCUCACGAAAUUAUUGCUUUGGAAUUGCUGACUGUGCUUUUAGAGAAACCCACCGAUGACAGUGUAGAGGUGACAGUUGGAUUUGUCAAAGAAUGCGGGUCUUUGCUGCAAGAUCUUUCACCCCAGGGCCUUCAUGGUAUUUUUGAACGUUUAAGGGGAAUCUUGCAUGAAGGAGAAAUUGAUAAAAGGGUUCAGUUCUUGAUUGAAGGCCUUUUUGCUAUACGGAAAGCUAAAUUUCAGGGAUAUCCUGCCGUGCGGCCAGAAUUGGAUCUAGUGGAGCAGGAAGAUCAGUUUACGCAUGAGUUUUCACUUGAAGAUGAGAUUGAUGGUGAAGAAGGCCUAGAUAUUUUUAAAUAUGAUCCCCAGUUUCUGGAACAUGAAAAAGCAUAUGAGAACUUGAAGAGAGAAAUCCUUGGUGAAGAGUCCUCUGAUGAAGAAGCAGGCUCUGAAGCGCUCUCUGAUGAUGAAGAAGAUGAUGAUGAUGAAUCUGAUGAAGAGGACGAAAAUAAUUUGCAAAUUGCGGAUGAAACUGAGACAAACCUUGUUAACUUGAGGAGGACAAUUUACCUCACAAUCAUGUCCAGUGUUGAUUUUGAGGAAGCUGGUCACAAACUAUUGAAAAUUAAACUUCAGCCUGGUCAAGAAAUGGAGCUGUGUAUUAUGCUUCUAGAGUGUUGCAGUCAGGAAAGGACAUACCUGCGUUUCUAUGGCCUCCUGGGCCAAAGGUUCUGCAUGAUCAACAAAGUGCACCAGGAGAACUUCGAAAAGUGCUUUGUGCAGCAGUAUUCUAUGAUCCACCGCCUUGAAACAAAUAAGCUGCGUAAUGUGGCCAAAUUCUUCGCACAUCUCCUUGGCACAUUUGCAUUACCUUGGCAUGUUUUGGCUUACAUCCGUCUGACGGAGGAGGACACAACUUCAUCGUCUCGGAUAUUCAUCAAAAUCCUAUUUCAGGAGUUGGCUGAGCAACUUGGAAUCCGGAUGCUUAAUGAAAAAUUAAGUGAUCCAACGAUGCAAGAUUCCUUCGAGUCUAUCUUUCCCAGGGAUAAUCCCAAAAACACCCGAUUCUCUAUCAAUUUCUUUACAUCUAUUGGUCUGGGUGGUAUCACAGAGAAUUUGCGUCAAUAUUUGAAAGAUAUGCCACGCCUUAUUAUGCAGCAGCAGAAGCCAGAAUCGGGCCCAGAGGAUUCUUCAGAUAAAUCUGAUGAAAGCGGGAGUUCCAGUGCAUCUGAAUCGGAUGAUGCCGAGUCUUCAUCUGAAUCGGAGACCGAGAGUGACAAUGAUAGGAAGCGCAGAAAGCCAAAAAAUGAUAGUGAUAGUGAAAGUGAAAGGAAAAGUAAGAGCCGUAAGCGGAGACAGAAGUCCGAAGAUGAGACAGAUAGUGAUAGCAGUGAAAAAAGACGACGGCAUGGCAAACGGAGACAAAAGCAUUAGAAAGAAAGCUUUUACCUUUCAUCAAGCAGGUUGCACUACCAUGUGCCAUCAUGGAUAGGCAGUCCCAGAGAGGUGUCCAUGUAGAGGGCGACGAUGGGGUUAGCCAUUUAAAUUGGUCCCGCCCAUCUGUGAGAUAGGGGGUACUCUUUGAUAUUAAACUGUGGUCUUCGAGUUUGACAGGAUGAUUGGUUCCAGUUUCUGUUGUUGUUUUUUUUCUGUACAAGGGAGGUUUGGUGUUCCCUUUAUUCCUGUAGUGAAGGCUUUGACAUGUGAGCCACUUUUUGCACCAGGGAUGCUUAAUGAGGCGGGGGAGACCUCUUUGUUCGACUGUAAUGGUCCAGCUCCUGAACUAUGGAUGGCCUGAAUUUUUGUAGGGGGAAUUGAAGAGAAACGUUAUUACUGAUUUUCCAGACUGGUAUCGAUGGAGAGGCUUCGUCGGCCGUAUUUAUAUGUUUAACUGAUACUUGUAUUUCCCAUGAUAUUAAUUUGGUUACGUCAGUUGCUGAAUUGGCAAGUGAAUAUAUGGAGGAAAUCUUGGAAUCGUUCAUUUUGUAAAA